AGAAAGGGUUUCAGGCUACAGGUAUAUUCCCUUUAGAUCCAAAUGCCAUCCCUAACAGUAUGUUUGCUGCAUCUAUAGUAACAGAUUUACCAGCUACGCCCUCUUCUCAAAGUGCCUCGCGCAGUAGUAAUGGUCUAACGCUAUCAUCAAUUAUUAAUCAUCUUCCUAUUCAAGACAAUCAAACAAUUGGAAUUGAGAUCCCACCAACUUUUACUAUCGCUGAAAACAAUGUGCAAACUCAAGAAGCACCUAAGAGUCAGUAUUUAUUGAUCGUCUCUUCUGCUGGAAAACUGACGUUGACUCCAAUUACUAUUGCCUCCGUAUUGCAAGAAGCAUCGUCAUCUUCCUCGUGUCAAAUGGUCUCAUCUCAAAUAACCUCAUCUCACAAACAGCAGCAAGGGUCGUCGCCGUCAUUGUCAACAACCGCGCCUUCUACCGUUACUACUUCCCCAAUUCCAAGAACAGAAAUGCUGUUAUCUACUCCAAUCAAAUUUGUAGAACCUGUCUCUUUUCGUCCACACGACAUUCUCCCACUACCUCAAGUGGCACAAAGUGGACCUAGAGUUCGAAAGCCGAAUAAAAGACUAGGUGCAGCAAGGUGUCUAACAAGUUCACCAGAAAUGAAGCGUAUUCGCGAACAAUAUGACGAAAAACAGCGUAAAGAAAAAGAAGCAGAAAACCGGAAGACAAUUUCUGUAGGGAAGAAUUCAAACAAAAACAAACAAAAAGAAGUUCAGGAUAUCUCAACGACGAAAACGGUUUCUAUUGCAUCAAAGAAAACAAAUAAAACAUCUAGAGUUCUGCAUUUCGACAAAGAAAAUAUUGAAACCAUUAAUGAAGGAACAGCUGAGUGUCUUCCUAGUAUGCCUAAUAAACAAUCUGGUCAAGUUACAAGCAGGAAAAGUUUGAGAUUGUCGGAAAGAAAAAUACAAGGUGUGAUUCGUUAACCUUA
Messenger RNA from Daphnia magna, 952 nucleotides. RefSeq lists its product as uncharacterized. The record is from RefSeq and is a predicted model, not a curated record. The transcript has 4 exons. Lineage: Eukaryota; Metazoa; Arthropoda; Branchiopoda; Diplostraca; Daphniidae. The coding region runs from base 60 to 947 and encodes 295 amino acids.